Messenger RNA from Entamoeba histolytica HM-1:IMSS, 1803 nucleotides. RefSeq lists its product as uncharacterized. The record is from RefSeq and is a predicted model, not a curated record. The coding region runs from base 1 to 1803 and encodes 600 amino acids. Lineage: Eukaryota; Evosea; Mastigamoebida; Endamoebidae. The transcript has a single exon.
AUGACAGUAGUUUCAAAUGAAACAGAGAGAUUUAAUUUUUUAAUAGAUUCAUUCAAGUCUGACAGAAUGGAUCCUUAUGAUGAAGCAGUUGAAAAAAAUGAACUUGGGAAAUGGUUUAAAAUUAAAAUUAUGACUUUUAAAGAUGGAGGUAAUGUGACAUUGGAUCGUUCGUUAUUAGCUAAAAUCUUAAGAGAACGAACAGAAAAGAUGGGGACUAGUAUUGAUACUGUUUUGGCAGAUAAAUUAUUGAAAGCAUCAACUGCAUUGUAUAAUUUUGAAGAAGACAAAGAACGAAAUGAAUAUAUUAAUGAUGUCUUAGUCAUUAAGACAUGGUAUGAAGAUUGUCUUGAUGAACCAGACAAUCAUUUAAUUGGGUUAAAAGUCAAAGAUCAAAUAAUUUCUAUUUUAGAGAAAUAUAAUCAAACACACGGUAUCUUUGAACAACUUGCAGAUAAUAAUAUUAAAUACACACAAAGAGGAAGAAUUAAAAUGACUUCAUAUGAGUCAUGGAGAAUUAUGAGAAAAGGAUCAAUUAUUGUUUUAAAAGAACAACGAAUAUUUGGAAGAGUUUGUAAAGAUUUUAGAGUUAUUAAUGAAAAUAUUAUGAUUCAAGUGUGUGUAUCUCGAGAAGACAAUAAUUGUAUUGAUGUUCAUAUUAAAGAUAUUUUUCUAAUGCCAACUGAAUCAGUUAAUCCAUCUAAGUAUUCAACUAAUAAUUGUGGUUCAUUAGUUCAAGACAUUGAAAAACAAAUAGGAGAUGAAGUUAUUAAUUCAUUUGAGCCAGUUUUAAUAGAAGGAUUAAAGAAAAAUUUUGAUAUUGAUAUUCCAAAGAAUGAAACACUUACCAGAGUUGAUUUAAAUAGAAUUUCCCAAUCAUAUAAUACAUUUAUGAAUCUUUCACGAGAACAAAAAGAUAAUUUUACAAAAGAAUAUGGACAAAUACUAAAACAAAAGAUAUCUGAACAAUGUAUGAAAGUUGGAAUAGACAAAAAACAUAAUUAUUAUCCAAGUUGGAAAAAGGAUAGAAUAGGUAUUUCCAUUGAUGAAUAUAAAUUGGUUCAUCAAAAAUUAGAGGAAUUAAAAAUAGAUUUACAAGGAAUAAAUUCAGAAAUUGAAAAACAAACAACUUCAUUAUUACAACAAUCAUCUAUAGAUUCUUUUAAUGAAAAACGGGAUAGUUCUAUUAAAGAAGCACUUAUAAAUUAUUUGAAAACAUUUGGAUUUAUUCCUAAUAGUUUUGAUGAUCAAGUUGCUAUGAAAUGUCCUAAAUCAGUUGAAACAAUUUAUAGUAACAAAAUGAUUUUAGAUAAGUUUGCAUUCUGUUUAUAUGAAGAACCAAGUUUUGAAGAAUUUAUGAAAGAACAAAUUGAGAAAGUUAAAGUGUUUAAUGAAAAUUAUAUUAAGAAAUUAGGUGUUGUUUUAAAUGAAUUACUUAAUCAUAAUAUUAAUGUUCCAGAUAAUUAUGAGACUCUUAUGAAACAAGUAAAUGAUUUUGCUACUCAAAAUCCAUCAUAUCCUAAUUCUAAAGGAUUUAUUCGUGUUGUUGAGCUUUAUAAUAGGAUUUGUUAUGAAGAACCAAACCAAGACACUCCAUUACAUAAAACAAAAUAUGGAAAAACAGUAAUGAAUGUUUUAUAUUCAUUACAAAAUGAAUUUGAUUCUAUCUAUAAUAUGUGGGGAAGUGAUGCAUUCUUUAAAUUUCACAGUAAUUCUGUUUAUGAAGAGAAGAGCGAACAAGAUGGUUGUGCAUGGAUACAAAGCAUUGAACAACAAUUAAAGAUGUGUUGUCAAGAUGGUUUUUAA